AUGAGCGAUCCCGGCGACACACCAACAAACGCUCCUGAGCCAACAGCACCCUCGCUCCAAGAAGAGGAUGAACAAUUCUUCGGCAUCGACGGGACAGCAAGCACGUCGGACUCUGUCUUCUGGGACGCAUUGACCCUUGCAGAGCUUGAAACAAUGUCAGAGGCCGAUCUCGAAAGGACAAGGAGGGCUUGGCUGAAGUACAUUGACCAAUUUGGUGGUGUGGAAGACAGCAGCGGUCCACCGGAGGAGGACAAUGGUGAGUCACUCGACGGGCAGGAUGAGGCCUCCGCUGGCCCUGAUUCGAUUGAGCACCCUGAUUCGAUUGGACAUAAGAUCAUCAGUGAGGCAUCAGCAGCUGGGCGGAGAUCAUAUCGUGCCAGAGCUUUUGCCGCUUAUGCGCAAAGGAAGAGGGAAGAAGAUCCAGACUAUGACGAAAAACGUGCGUAUCUCGUGCUCCAUGGUAGUGCUACCACAUAG
This is a messenger RNA of Cryptococcus amylolentus CBS 6039, 477 nucleotides long. RefSeq lists its product as hypothetical. NCBI's taxonomy places the organism in Eukaryota, Fungi, Basidiomycota, Tremellomycetes, Tremellales, Cryptococcaceae. The transcript is spliced from 4 exons. Bases 1 to 477 code for a protein of 158 amino acids. The record is from RefSeq and is a predicted model, not a curated record.